AACAUUCUUGAAGAACACAUUCUUUGUCACCAUUGUCAGUCUCCAGUCAGUAAGUAAAAUAUGGCGAGAGUUCUCCAUAAAGAGCAAUCUGAGAUCCAUGUGGACUACGUCAAUGCACCUAAUCAAUUGGCCAGAGGCUCCCCCUCAAAGAACCACACAGGUAAAGACAGUGCAGUGAUCUCUGCCGUGUCAGGAAGAAAACUCUACAGACUGGUUGGUGUGAGCUUUGGACUCCUGUGUAUCCUCCAAAUUGCUCUCAACAUUUCCCUGCGACUUACUCUCUCUCUUUCAGACAGACCUGAUAAUAAGACAUCAGGUGUUGAAGUCAAUUGCAAAAUUCUGGCUGAUUCUGAUCACUAUUUUAAACAAGGAUGGGUGUAUUUCCGACCUAGUUUCUAUUACAUUUCCUCUAUAAAGAAAUCCUGGCAAGACAGUAGAGAUGACUGUCUGCGGCGAGGUGCAGACCUGGUGAUUAUCAACAGCAGAGAAGAACAGGACUUUACAAGAAAAUUUCACAGGAUCAGCUGGAUCGGAUUGACUCUCAGAGAGACAAAGGGAGAGUGGAAAUGGGUGGAUGGCACUCCACUGACCAAAAGCUACUGGGGCUCUGGUGAACCCAAUGAUUAUGAAGGCAAAACUGAAGACUGUGUAGAAAUAAAGUUCCAUGAUGAGGAAAACAGCUGGAAUGACAUACCAUGUGGAGAUCAAAACUUCUGGAUCUGUGAAAAGACAGUGGCUCUAUAAGUCAGCAUAUAAACCCAAAGCUGAAAUCCUCUUCAUGUCUAAUCUAAGUGUACAAAUUUACAUACAGUAUAUUCUAUUACACAAUAAUGUGGCUCUGUACAUGUGAAUGAGUUGAACUUUGGAUUUUGAUGCUGUAACAAUGCAAUCAUUUAAUUCUGAGCUUUUAGAUUGGCCUUAACUGCUGCCAUCACCUCUGCUACUUGUGCAGAAGCAAUGAAAAUGACUAUGUGUAUGACUAUUGGUACUGUAUGCCUACAAAAUACUGAGGCACAUUUUAUAAAAAUAAAAAUGUACAGACAACUCUGAUGGAGCUAUAA
This is a messenger RNA of Lates calcarifer (barramundi perch), 1061 nucleotides long. Its product is annotated as CD209 antigen-like protein E. The transcript has 6 exons. Gene Ontology annotation, biological process: biological process involved in interspecies interaction between organisms. Bases 61 to 744 code for a protein of 227 amino acids. Lineage: Eukaryota; Metazoa; Chordata; Actinopteri; Centropomidae. Gene Ontology annotation, molecular function: carbohydrate binding. Gene Ontology annotation, cellular component: external side of plasma membrane. The record is from RefSeq and is a predicted model, not a curated record.